UCAAGACAAUCUUCAGUCAUCCCUCAAAAUAAGUUGAUUAACUUUAGCAUUUGUUUCUCUAGCAUUUAUAGGGUUAGAUAAUUGUUCCAUGUUAGAUUAUCUAAAUGGGGUUCUUUCUUGAUUUUUAAUCCCUUUGUACAGUAAGAUUUAGGUUCCAUGUUGGUCUACGCCUGUUUCUUGGUAUUCAAAAGCUUGAUAGGUGAAGCAAAUAUGGAAUUCCUGUAAUCUGGAUGCAACUUACCUUCAAACUUUAUUAUCUUUUUUUGAUGUUCUAAUUUGAUUCCCUGGUUCUCUAGUUCUUAUAUUUUCUCUUUUCUUUUAAGGUAAUUAAUUGGCUUAUGUUGCAUGAAAGCAAUAGCCUUUUUUCUUGACUUUUCAAAUGUGAUUUUUUUUUUUGGGGUUACUUUUAAGGUCUUAAUUUCAAGAUAUGAACUUUUUGUUUGGAUGAAUAAUUCCAAGAUAUGAACUUUUAUUUUUUUACUGAUGCUUUUUUAUCACUUUGUUAUUAGCAUAUUCCGAAGUCAAUUUGGAUUCUGCUUUUGGUGAAAAAUUCACUGCAUACUUUGAGCAACUUUUGUUUCUGCUAGAAAUUGAACCAAUGGACUAUGCUUUGGAAGGAAGAGAAGCAUAUUUGGCACUAUUCAAGAAAUAACUGUAAAUACAGAUUUCCCGGAAUCUGGUAUCGUUGAUAUUUUGGAGAAAUGCGCCUCCAGCAAACAAUGGUUAGGAGGUUUAGGUGCUGAAACAGUUGAUGCUUCUAGAAAUAUGUUGUCCACUUCUGUAAUAACUUUGGACCCAAUUUUGGGAGAAGUGGAACUUGAAGAGAGAUUUAAUCAUAUGGCUAAAAGGUCUAAUGAUCCAAUAUCAUUGCCAAUUGGAUUGAAAUUGGAGCAGUCGAUUGAGCAUGGAGAAGUCAGGAGUAGUCAAUCUUCAAAUGGAAUUUCAGUAUUGCCAACGGAAAAAGACUAUUCACAUUCUCCUAUUUGUCAAGUUCGUGAUCAUAGGAAGGAGGAGACAAUUGUUUAUAGAGAAGUCAAGAGUAAUUCGUCUUUAAUGGAAAACUCAGCUUUGUCUUCACUGGAACCAUUACUGCUAGGAAAAAGAUCGCGGACUACAAAUGUGCAUUCCCAGGUUCCUCUGUGCCAAGUUUAUGGUUGUAACAAGGACCUGAGCUCCUCAAAAGACUAUCACAAAAGGCACAAAGUGUGUGAUGAACACUCAAAAUUUGCUAAGGUUAUCGUUAAUGGUAUUGAGCAAAGGUUUUGUCAGCAAUGUAGCAGGUUUCACUUGCUUGCAGAAUUUGAUGAAGGUAAACGCAGUUGUCGCAAACGCCUUGCAGGCCAUAAUGAGCGCAGAAGAAAGCCUCAAUUUGAUACACACUGGGAUUCAAGGUUAUUGGAUAUGACUUCACAAAGGAGAGCGCCAUUUCUUUUCCCUGAAAUACGUCUUGGCAGUUCCUUUUGUCAAGAAAGAUUUGAAGACCAUAGCAAGCACAUCAAAAUGGAAGAGAAGCCAAUCUGCAUCUCUCAAUUAGCCAUGGCAGUGACAAAGAAGCAGUCACCAAGUAAAAGCCUCCAGCAUCAUCAUGGUACGAGAAAAGAAAAUUCAUCGAAGAUUCAUCUUGGAGCAACAUUGUCGGUUGAAGAAUUAUCGUCUGGGCAAAACUCCGCUUGUGCUCUCUCUCUUCUGUCAGCCCACUCACAACACCAUUUACACAACUUAGAAAAUUAUUGUGCUCACCUUAAAAGAGAUCAUAAUCCUGAGGACUUUUGCGAAUUAAGUGCUUCGAGAAGCUUUUCAUCAAAUGAAUUAUAUUCAUGUGAAGUAAUUGGAACAGAUAGGAUCGUCCAAGUUCUUGAUGACAGUCAGGCUGUUUCAACUGAUGAUCUAAGAGAAAGACGUGUUCGAAGAUCAUAUUCUAUGAAUUCUAAGAAUGACCUUUCUCCAGAAGAUGGACCAACCGUGGAUUUAGUUCAGUUGUCAUCACACCUGCAAAGAGUGGAGCAGCUGAAACAUUCUGACCAAGCGAAGCAGGAGAAUGAUAUCUUCCGUUGUUUUACGACCACAUGAGUAUCAAGAAAGCUGCAAGUGUUAAUAUGAUACCUGAAAGCUUUUGAGGAGAUUCAGCCGAUACAAGAAUGGCUUUGCCGACAAGUCAAGAGGCAAAGACAGAAUAAGAAAUGGUAGAUGUCUGUAUAUUUUGUAAGUGUCAUUUUAAUUUCUUUGCUGCAUCAACUGCUCAAUUGUAUAGAACUAUUUUGUGGAAACAACACUGUUUUUCUGUAGUCAUCCUCUGUUUGCUGAUGACUAUCACAGUAUAUACUGAUGUUUAAGCAGAAAAUGUUAUCAAAAGGAUAAUUUUUUCUGUGUAA
Molecule: messenger RNA, 2372 nt
Organism: Nicotiana tabacum (common tobacco)
Lineage: Eukaryota; Viridiplantae; Streptophyta; Magnoliopsida; Solanales; Solanaceae
Product: squamosa promoter-binding-like protein 6
Cellular component (GO): nucleus
Molecular function (GO): DNA binding
Source: RefSeq, a predicted model, not a curated record